Molecule: messenger RNA, 2404 nt
Organism: Solanum verrucosum
Lineage: Eukaryota; Viridiplantae; Streptophyta; Magnoliopsida; Solanales; Solanaceae
Product: cation/H(+) antiporter 3-like
Exons: 3
Coding region: 13-2394 (793 amino acids)
Biological process (GO): regulation of pH; proton transmembrane transport
Cellular component (GO): membrane; endomembrane system
Molecular function (GO): antiporter activity
Source: RefSeq, a predicted model, not a curated record
UCAUCAUCAUCAAUGGCGACAGCGGCGGCAACAUCAGUGAAAUUAGCCGGGGAAUUACCCGGUGCGGUUAAUGAAAAAUGUUAUGCAGAAAUACCUCUUCAUUCACCUGGUAUAUGGGGUUUACCCAAUCCGAGUUUAUUCCUCGAUUUCAAUUUGCCGCUGUUGCUUCUCCAAUUAGCUGUCAUUUUUAUCCUCACACAAUCCCUUCAUUUGGUUCUCAAGCGCAUCCGUCUUCCCCGUCUUAUCUCUGAGAUUUUGGCAGGUAUCAUACUAGGACCAACAAUGCUAGGAAAGAUCCCGAACUUUACGGAGAAUUUAUUCCCACAAUCAGGAGAAAUUUUCAUAGAUUUAAUGUCAAAAAUUGGGUAUAUCUUCUUUAUAUUUCUAAGUGGAGUGAAGAUGGACCCAAAAGUGGUGUUGAGAAGUGGUUCAAGGGCGUGGACAAUAGGAUUACUUGCUGUCAUUCUACCAGUUGCCUCUUUUGCGAGCUUGUAUUUUGGAUUCUUUUCACAAGAUGCAAAUAUGCACAGAUAUCGACAACCGGCAGCCCAAAGUAUUUUCUUGAUACAAGGUUUGAUUGCAUUUCCUGUGGUUGCAUCUCUCCUUGUUGACCUGAAAAUCAUGAAUUCUGAGCUUGGUCGUCUUGCUCUGGCAUCAAGUUUGAUCAGUGACUUAUUUAGUAAUCUGGGGUUGACUAUCUUCUCCACCCUUAGAAUUGGAUUAUUGGCAGAGAUUACGACGGUUAUCUCUGUACAGUCUUUUGUUCUACUUCUUGGUAUAAUCUUGCUUAUUGUGUUUACUGUGCGACCUAUUUCACUUUGGGUCAUCAAAAGGACUCCAGAAGGCAGGCCUGUAAAUUCUGUUUACAUUACUUGGGCAUCGGUCUGUGUCCUGUUAGCUGUGAUUCUUGUUGAUAAUGCAGGGCUUAAUUACCAAUAUGGUCCUUUUAUCCUAGGUCUUGUCAUACCAGACGGUCCACCUCUCGGGUCAACAUUGGUAGAUAAAUUAGAAACCUUAGUAUCUGGUAUGCUUGCACCUCUUCUGAUUACUUAUUGUGGUAUGAAAGUAAAUCUGGUUGAUUUGUAUGAUCUCGUCUUCCUGAAUUGGGUAUGGGUUAUGGUGUUCUUUUGUCUCACCGUGAAGUACGCAUCAGUUUUCCUUCCAGCAUUGGCCUGCAAGGUUCCCCCAAAAGAUGCUGCGGCUCUUGCCUUCAUCAUGACCUCACAAGGUGUUAUUCAGAUGUCUUUUUACUUGAACAAUGUUAUUAAUCAGACAGUUGAUGGAGAAACCUUUUCCAUGCUAACUGCAUCUGUAUUACUCAUAGCUGCACUCUCACAUUUCUGCGUUGGAACGCUCUAUGAUCAUACAAGGAUAUAUGCCGGUUAUCAGAAAAGAGACAUCCAACAUGCUUCAAGCAAUUCUGAGUUGCGCUUGCUUUCAUGUGCUCAUCGAUUUGAUGAUGUCGUAGGUGCUCGAAAGAUCUUAGAUGCUUCUUUUCCAUGUAAAGAAAGUCCUUUAUCUGUGUAUGCGCUACACUUGGUGGAACUUGCUGGUCGAGCAUCCCCAGUUCUAAUUGAUCAUCAGCUUGGCCAAAAGAAUACUUCUGGCGUUGCUCGAUCGCAAAAGAUGGUGGAAGUUUUUAUAGCAUUUGAAACUCAGUUCUUGGGAUCUGCUAGUACUCAUUUCUUCACCUCAAUGUCACUGCCAAGGUUCAUGCAUCAGGACAUUUGUUCACUUGCAUUCGACAAGUUAGCGUCCAUGAUCAUACUCCCGUUUCACAGGAAAUGGAAUCAGCAGGGGAAGAUUAUCUUGGACAGCAGUAACUUGAGAACAAUCAACAAUAAUGUAUUGGACUUGGCCCCUUGUUCUGUAGGUAUCCUAAUUGACCGUCAGAAAAUAAAACGUCUAGCCAGUCAAUCCGGUAAUGAGUCAUCAAUGUAUCAAGUAUCCGUGGUUUUCAUGGGAGGCAAUGAUGAUCGUGAGGCGUUAGCUUAUGCUAAACGUAUGUCAAGAUCACCUGAACUUCAACUGACUGUGGUUAGAUUCGUGUCAUGGGACAUCGACGUACGUGAAAACCAGUGGGAUGCUGUACUUGAUGCUGAGAUGUUGAAGGAGGUAAGACUUCUUGGUCAGCACCAGGAUAACAUUGUAUACAGAGAGGAAAGAGUUAGAGAUGGAGCUGAAACAGCUUUGAUCAUACAUGCUAUGGAAGAAGCCUUUGAUCUUAUCAUGGUCGGAAGGCGUCAUCGCGACGAUCUACAACAACUAUUAGGGCUUAAUGAAUGGAAUGAUUUGCCAGAACUUGGACCAGUUGGUGACAUGCUUGCAGCUGCAGAGAUCAAUAGACCAGUUUCAGUCUUGGUGGUGCAGCAACAAAUUGUUAAGAACAAAUGAGAAGAGUAAU